Messenger RNA from Musca domestica (house fly), 3759 nucleotides. RefSeq names its product cell division cycle protein 27 homolog (gene Cdc27). Lineage: Eukaryota; Metazoa; Arthropoda; Insecta; Diptera; Muscidae. The coding region runs from base 605 to 3424 and encodes 939 amino acids. Gene Ontology annotation, biological process: cell division. Gene Ontology annotation, molecular function: protein binding. The record is from RefSeq and is a predicted model, not a curated record. The transcript is spliced from 4 exons.
UGAGCCGCCGCCGCCGAAAAAUCGUUCCGCUUCGUUGUCUGCUUGUGUGUAAUGAAUUGAUUAAAGAAAAUUUUCUGAAAUUUCAUUUUUUUCAUUCCUAAAAGUAUUCCGCAAUAUACAAACGCGAAAAUGUUUGAAACGAGAAUCAGCAAAGGAUAAAUUCUAUAGAUUUCGCGUUAGAUGUAAAAAAAGAAUAAAUUAAAAGUGAAAAUCUUCUGGUUUUGCUCUGAAGUCACGACGAAAGCGAGUGGCCUUAGUUGGUUUGGUUGCCACUAAGGUAAAAAAAUUGUGUACGUUUAUUCGGUAUUGAUGGUGGUGGCGGUGGUGGUAGUCGACCAUCAUCAUCAUCGCGAGCACUGCGAUUCUGUUAACCCUAUACCAAAGAGGAAAGUGUUUGUUUGAAUGUAAAAAAACAUUGUUUUACAAGCUGAUAUCAAAGUGAAAAUCAAAGGAUACCGAAUUGGCAGUGUCUUGUUUAAAAUAAAACACCAAUAUACAACAACUUCGCUCAAAAGAUAUAAAAACUAAUUAUAUUGGUUGCAAAACGAUUUUUCCAAGAUUAUUGUGCUUGCUACAUCCAAGUUUCAACAUACAGUAACAAAACAUGAUCAUACAAGAGCCUGUACAGGCUGCCAUAUGGCAUUGUCUUAAUCACUAUGAUCACAAGGAUGCAGUAUUUUUGGCUGAACGUUUAUGCUCCGAAGUGGAGACAGACGAAACCAUUUUCAUCUUAGCCACAAGUUAUUACAGAUCAAAUCUCAUACAUCAAACGUAUUGGCUGUUACGUGAAAAAUCUCGUCGUUCUCCCCAAUGUCGUUUCCUACAAGCAAAAUGUGCAUACCAACUAAAGAAAUACUCCGAAGCUGAGUGUGCUCUAACCAGUAAUGGCUUUGGUGACAUGAAGAACAGCUUUGAGGACAUUAUCAAGGAGUUUGGCGAAAUUGCAUGCUUCGUCUUACAGUUGAUCGCACAGAUCUGUGUCAAAACGGAACGUAAUAAAAUCGCGGCAAUGGCGUUACGAAAGGCCCUUAAACUGAAUCCAUUUAUGUGGCAAGCAUUUGCCGAUCUAUGCCAAUUGGGCGAAUAUCCAGAUGCCAAUAGUAUAUUUCAAAUACCCAACACAGAUAUUUUCAACACCUGCCAAGGCAAUAUCAAUACCAGUUCGAUGAUUCUCUUUGGUGGUGGUGGUGGUGGAGCGGGAAAUUUAAACGAAUGUGGUAGUAUGAACUAUUCAAAUUUUGGACCAGCAAAUUCAACGGAUGGAGGCUUUGUUAGCCAAUUGUGUAAUAGUUCAAAUUAUAUACUCUCCACACCCGUAGAACAACAAAUCCAGCCACCGACAAAUAACAAUGGCCUGGGCGCUUUGCAGAAUCUGAUCACACCAAAUAAUAACAACAACAAUCUAAAUAGUUCCAUAUCAAUGCUUAGAGGUACCACGACAGGAAUGAACGUUGGCAAUGGCCUGAAUCAAAAUCUGCAGAAUGCCAGUAUGAUGAUGUUGGACGACACACCGGUUGGUUAUACUGCAAAUUCUGAGCAAACAGGCGGUUUAAACACACAAGGGGGCGAUGGUGGUGGUGCUGGUACACCAUUCCGCAAACAAUUCAAAUAUCUGUCAGCUAUGUCACCUACAACGCCCAGUUUCGGUGUAUUGCCCAUUAACAGUCCGUGCGGUGGGGAUUCAUCGUUUUUGGGUAGUUUCAGUGGUGCUGGUCACACACAAUCAAAUCUCAACAUAACAAACUCACCCUUGCCCCAGACAUUGGCCGAAGUGAACCAGGAACAGAAAGUUAUAGGUAAAAAGAUGAAGGGCCAUGUUAGCAGUUUGAUAAAUCGCAAGGAUACUUCAUCGAACUCUGGAAGUGGCAGCAAACCAGCCGUGUUCACACAAACUGGAAACAUAACACCACGAACUCCUAAUAAUACAGGAAACGCUUCCAGCGGUACAAAUAUUCCUAACGCUGCAGUGAGGCGUAGUUCGCGUCUCUUUAGUCAUAGUGGAUAUUCCGUAAAAGAGAACAACAAAUCGCCAAAUAUAUCGAACAAAUUUGUGCAGCCUCGUUCACCGCCACGCAAAACUAAAACCCGCAUGGGUAAAAUUUGUCUAAACAAUGAACUGAUUGAAGACAAAUCAAACAGCAAUCAAAGUAAUAACGAAAAGAUUUCGGAUAAAACUAUGCGUAAAGACAAGGAAAAGGUUGAGACCAUAACAUCAGCGCAGUCAGCAACAAAUCGCACCUCGGAGGACGUCAAAGUGCAACUGAACAAUAGUCUUAAUAAUGCCCAAACAGUGGCCCAUCAUUUGCUAUCGCUAAAGAAACAGUCAGCCGAUGGUCUUAUGGCACUGCUCAGAGACCUGGGCGAGGGCUAUAAGCUUUUGGCUCAUUUUCAAUGUAAAGCCUGCAUUAAGCACUUAGAGUCUACAAUUCCAAAACAUCACUUUUCCGCCAGUUGGGUGCAAUCGCUAAUUGGGAUGUGCCACUAUGAGUUGAGGGAGUAUGAAAACGCCGUUGCGAUAUUUAAGCGUAUACAUGAGCAAGAACCCUACCGCUUGGACUACAUGGAAAUAUAUUCCUCCUCGUUGUGGCAUCUCCAAAAAGAAGUUAGCCUAUCUGCAUUGGCCCAAGAUUUAAUAAAUCAAAAUAAAACUUCGCCCAUAACCUGGUGUGUGGCUGGAAAUUGUUUUUCGUUGCAUAAAGAACACGAGACUGCAAUUAAGUUCUUUAAGCGAGCCGUGCAAGUUGAUCCCGAGUUUGUCUACAGCUACACACUGUUGGGUCAUGAACUUGUUUUGACCGAGGAACUAGAUAAGGCUAUGGAUUAUUUCCGCGCCGCAGUUGUAAGAGACCCACGUCAUUAUAAUGCCUGGUUCGGCAUCGGCACGAUAUACUCGAAGCAGGAAAAAUACGAACUGGCUGAGUUACAUUACAUCAAGGCCUUGAAAAUCAAUCCACAAAACUCAGUUAUUCUUGUCCACAUUGGAGCUAUGCAAUACUUUAUGCAGAAGAAGGAACAGGCAUUACAAACACUUAACACAGCUGCCACUCUAGAUCCUAAGAAUCCCUUGGCCCGUUUCCACCGAGGCUCCAUUUACUUCUCAUUGGGUCGACAUCAAGAAGCCCUCAAAGAACUGGAAGAACUCAAAGAGAUCGUACCCAAAGAGUCAGUGGUGUUCUAUUUAAUAGGAAAAAUUCAUAAAACAUUAGGCAACGUAGACUCAGCUCUUAUGCACUUUAGCUGGGCCACCGAUUUAGAUCCCAAGGGAGCCAACAAUCAAAUAAAGGAUGCCUUUGACUCGAUGUCGAAUCCAUGCUGCCCCUCCACCAUGAACGAGCCCGGUUUAGAUGCCGACCUAGAACCCAUUUCGGAGCGUUCAGACGAAUCGACGCAAGCUCAAGACGUCAACUAUGAUAGCGACUUUUAAGAAGCCACCAAACAUCGUACAUUUUCUAAAGCAACGACUGAUCGAGCGAGGGCGUAAUCCUGUUGGCUGAGUUGUGACGAAGUUGAAUAGUGAAAAAAUGCAACUUGUAAUAUUGUUUUCUUUAUGCUUUCGUUUACUACCUUUUUUGUUGAUUUUAUUUUUAAUGCUAUUAUGAUUAUAUAUAUAGUUUAUUCCCUGGGCCCCUUUUGUGUGUAUUUUGAGCUAUGUAAAACAUUUAUCAGUUAAUUAAAACAAUUUGUAAUUUUCAUUUCUUGCUAUAACUAUACCAUAAACAUUAAUCACUUUAAACUAAAUCAAAUAAAAUAAAAAGAAAA